AUAAACUGAGUAUUAUGAAACCUAGGUUGGAACGGUCGAGCAACGUGGAGCCUGCUGUGCCAGUUGCUUCACAAUAAAGGACGCAAAAGGUUCAGUAAUUUUGCAAGUUGAUGGUCCUUGCUGCUGUUUGAUGUGUGGUUGUCAGGAUAAGGAAUUUCCGGUUGACACGCCGACCGGUGAAAAUAUAGGAAGCAUAACGAAAAAAUGGGGUGGUUGCCUACGUGAAGCAUACACGGAUGCAGACAUAUUCAGCGUAACUUUUCCAAUAGAUCUCGAUGUAACGGCCAAAGCAGUGCUACUUGGAGCAACAUUCCUUAUCGAUUUCAUGGAGUUCGAACAGGCAGCCAACAAAAAUCGCAAUAAUUCACUAUAA
This is a messenger RNA of Cylicostephanus goldi, 373 nucleotides long. The record is from the annotation of a GenBank genome assembly. Lineage: Eukaryota; Metazoa; Nematoda; Chromadorea; Rhabditida; Strongylidae.